Messenger RNA from Anopheles stephensi (Asian malaria mosquito), 2826 nucleotides. RefSeq lists its product as uncharacterized. The coding region runs from base 255 to 1346 and encodes 363 amino acids. The record is from RefSeq and is a predicted model, not a curated record. Lineage: Eukaryota; Metazoa; Arthropoda; Insecta; Diptera; Culicidae. The transcript has 6 exons.
AAAAAUCAGUUGAACGGUGUUUUCCCACCAGUUGACUUCGAACUCUGUCGGAGACACCUGAGUGUGACUCCGCCGUGUUAGUAGACCAGCCAGUCAGAAGUGUACAUGCUCAGUAUUUCCCACCCAGCCAGCGGCCAGGACACACGUUCGUUCUAUUCGGGGGGUGAAGAAUAGGAUAAAAGUGAAUUUUACAUGGUGAAGCGUGAAAAGUGUAAGUGCUGUGCAAAGGUUUUACCGGGUUUUCGUUUGAACUGAUGGGACCGACCGCCAAAGCGAACCUGGCCCUCGGCCAAGUGGUGGCGACGGCACUAGCAAUCCUGGUUUCGCUGGCCAUGGUCGAUGCCGUACCGACGUCGGUGUUGGCGGAAGCCUCCAAGGAAGGCAACGGAGGUCAUCGAGACGUUACGGCCACCCCGGGGCUGAAUCAGCUGACCACCGAUGAUGCCUCGUACGGAGACGACCGGUCGGGUCCAUCGAACCCUCAGAAACGUGGAGUAAACCCACUGCUCUACCGAGAGACCGAACUACGGAACGACUACUCCGGUAACUCGAUCCCACAGAACGGUGUCUGGGAGGAUGUGGGCAUACCGCUCCCAGGUAUGCCCUAUCCGAUGGAACUGUUCGAUGCACCCAUCGAGCCAGGCCCUCUCGACCGGUACGGACCACAGCUGCAGCAACAGCAGCAGCAGCAACAACGAACGUACGAUGUGCUGCAGAGCCUGCUGAACCAUCAACCCUCGUACAAUCCACUGUUCACUGUCGGUAGACCCGUCGGGUCCGAUGGCUAUCCCGUUCGAAUGCACAGUGCCGAGCGCAAGAAACGUACACCGGUGGCGGCACCAGUAGCAGGAAAAUCUCACUCCCGAUUGAUGCGUCUGAAGCGUAGCUCUGGUAAGCUGUCACCGGCCGAAGUGUUUUCACUGCUCGCUCUGAUGGAUACCCGCGACCCGUACCGUCCACUGCCCGAGUACAUCCCGGACGAUCAAUCGAACGAUGUGCUGGCUUACGCACCGAAUGGAAUGUAUCCGGAUGUUGCAUUACCGCUCGCGUUGGAACAACUGCUCGGAGCUCGUGGUGGUGGAUCUGUUCCGGCCGAUGGAUAUGCGUACGAUGAUGCGGGCGAGUGGAUGAACGGAUGGACGGAACCUUCGGUGGAUUACAUGGGUAUUCCGAUGGCUGAUUUGGACGCUCUGGGUGCGCUUAACGAUGGCAAAGGCUUUGGCUCGAUGAAUGGUUACAUGCCUCAGAAACGCUUCAUGGUGUCGAAGAAGAAGCGAAGCGUUUCGCAGGCAACACCGCCAAACGCAGCUGCCCACCAGGGAGGAACGAUUCAAGCGGCCGCUUAAGCCACCUCCAAACACGGAUACCGACCCCACGCAACACGGAAACAGGACCCCCAAGAUCGAGAUGGACAACCACACACAAUGCACCACGUACCAAGGCUUCACGAGAUACCGGAACAAAGCUACAACUACUAAAUCAGUGUACUACCACGUGUUAAUUAUUAUUGUAACUUAAACACACAUUAUCGUAACUGCAAAACUAAGGCAUUCCAAACACAUUGCAACAAAAAAAUCAAAUUGAUGAGGCACAACCACCACAUUUUGGCGCCACCUUUCGCUACUGUGUUUCGCAAAGCGGGCGAACUUACAUUCCAUUUCCACCGCUUGUCUUAGUUGCACCGCACCACUGUGUUUGGGCAAUGGGCUGAAGAGUAGUCGAAUGGUCGCCAGAAGUGACCGGACCGGUUCGAAUCAUGUGCGAGGCUCGCGAAGGUUUCUUCGUUUCUCGUCAGUACCACAGUGGGCGGAUGGAGAUGUUCUUGCUUGUUCUUUAGCCGUUACAGAAGGCGGUCGUAAUAUCCCGUAUUGCUCUACUAAGCUCACAAACACUUUCUAGACGUUGAAUGGCUACCAUUGCAGAAGACAUCCAUGUAUUGCUCGUUGUAGACUCGUAGACAUAUUAUACACAGCUAGCCACGGUGAAAGACGGGCAGCGCGGCACUGGCACUAAUGAUGAUAAUGAUGAUGAUGAUGAAGAGGAGAAGUUUAAAUGCAUUACAAUAUACAAAACAUGGUAUCUAUACAUAUAUAUAUAUAUACACAUAAAAAAGCGCAUAUAUGUACAACAAAACCGCUACACAAAUUGCAACUACACAGGUCGUAAAUGUAUUUUCCACGUACUUUAGAGGCUAAUCAUGAUGAACGUUAAGUGUAUUUUAUCGUAAACAUCUUACAAAAAAAACGAGACGCGGUUCGCACAAACCCCGUCUCGCAUGAUAACAUGACAAGAAACUGGCUCAGAGGUAAAUAAUUUUUCUAUUAGGCAUAGUAAUCGUACAAUUAUACAUAUACAACAGACAUAUAUAUUAAACUGCAUUUAAACGUGUUUUCCUGAACAAACAAGAGGCAAAAAGUAUGGCACACUAUCACAGGGAGGAGUAUCAAGCUAACUGCAUAUUUAUCGAACGUUUGUGGAGGAAAGAGUGGAAGGAAGAAGCAACAUUUCUCACCUACAUAGUAUACCCCCUAUCGUAGAACAAAUGACUCUUUAUAUUUGGCAAGCGAACAAAUGAAGAAGAAAAAUAAAUUGAUAAAUGAAAAUUGAAACAAAAAGAACCACCAACCAACUGAGAUGUAGAAGGAAAAGUUUCAGCUUAAAAAGGAUAAACAGACAUACAAACCACGGUACACUAACACACAGUACAACAGACACACUAGCAAACCCUUAACUACACACAGGUGGGCCGGAGUAAUACAGGAUACUUGACCUACAGAAUUUAAAUACAAGAACAUGGUCAUCAUGAAGAAGACAAACAAAACAGUA